GUCUUCCCAGGGUCGGCAGUGACUGAGGGAAGUGGAGAAGGUGUAUCGCGCAUGCAUCUUUUGGUUCUGGUUCAAUGGCGGGCAGCCGCGCGGGGACGUUGCGAGCUCUGCAGGCAGUGGACACUGAGCUUACCGCUGACUCGGUGGAAUGGUGCCCAGUAGAGGGUUGCCAGCAUUUGCUGGCCUGCGGAACCUACCAGCUGCGAGCGCCCAAGGACCAGCCUGCACUGGACGGCAGUGAGCCUCAAGUUCGUUUAGGUCGUCUUUACCUGUUCAGCUUCAGUGAGGACAACACUGCUAAACCUCUGCUUGAGGUCCAAAGAAGGGAUUCUUCUGCUGUUCUGGACAUGAAAUGGUGCCAUAUCCCAGUGUCUGGCCAUGUGCUUUUAGGCUUGGCCAAUGCCAGUGGAUCUGUAGGGCUGCUCCAACUGAUGGAAUGUGAGAAGAACAGUUAUACCCUGCAACCAAUAGCCAGCCUUACUUUGAAUGAGAGCUGUCUGUCCUUGUCACUGGAUUGGUCCACUGGGAAAUCUGUAAGGGCCAGAGCGCAGCCCUUGAAGAUCAUUAGCAGUGAUUCUAAGGGGCAGUUGCACCUCCUGAUGGUGAAUGAGGGCACAGCUGAACUACAGCUAGUGGCGUCUUGGCCAGCCCAUCACUUUGAGGCCUGGAUUGCUGCUUUCAAUUACUGGCAGACAGAACUGGUGUAUUCAGGGGGAGACGACUGCCUUCUGAGAGCCUGGGACACCAGGAUGCUGGGCACACCUGUCUUCACUAGCAAAAGACACUCUAUGGGUGUGUGCAGCAUCCAGAGCAGCCCCCAUCAGGAGCAUAUACUGGCUACUGGAAGCUAUGAUGAACAUGUUCUGCUGUGGGACACUCGGAACAUAAGACAGCCAUUGGCAGAUGUACCAGUGCAAGGAGGUGUGUGGAGGCUCAGGUGGCACCCAGUUCACCACCAUCUACUUCUGGCAGCCUGCAUGCACAAUGGCUUCAAGAUUCUCAACUGCCAGAAGGCCAUUGAGGAGAAGCAGGACAUAACUGUUUUAAUAUCUCACAACAUGCCUAACUCAUUAGUAUAUGGGGCUGACUGGUCCUGGCUUUUCCAUUCCACGAAGCCCACAUCAACCUGGUCCUUUGAUCAAAGUGACCUUGGAGUCAAAGCAGCAGACCACUGCAGCCUAAAGGUUGCCAAGGAGCAGCCAGCACAUUCUCAUCAGCGAACCGUGGGUCAUCAGGUGGAAGGCCCUGCUGGAGCUCACAGCAGAGCUGAACUGAAGGCUUCUCUCCUUCCAUUAACAGAGGACAUGAAAAACAGCAGUCAAGGGUUCUCAUCGCACGGUCUCAGCCACUUUGACAAUGGCCUCCUGGCCACCUGCUCCUUUUAUGACCAUGUUCUCCACCUUUGGAAGUGGGAGGCAAAUCAAGCUUGCACUCUUAGCAGUGAUCCUGGAUGUGAUUUGGGGAGUGCUGACCAUUGAGAAUGGACUCUGUGAUUCUGUUUUGGCAGUGAAUGAUAUUUUUCAGCUCUACAACUAAGUGUCUUGGGUAUAUUUUGACUUUCAGUUCUUCAUUUGUAUUAAGUCCCUGCUUAUAUUAAAUAACUUUUUUUUUUAAUUUUUAAAAAUUUGUAA
This is a messenger RNA of Mastomys coucha (southern multimammate mouse), 1631 nucleotides long. RefSeq names its product diphthamide biosynthesis 7 (gene Dph7). The record is from RefSeq and is a predicted model, not a curated record. Lineage: Eukaryota; Metazoa; Chordata; Mammalia; Rodentia; Muridae. Gene Ontology annotation, molecular function: protein binding. Bases 75 to 1478 code for a protein of 467 amino acids. The transcript is spliced from 9 exons.